Molecule: messenger RNA, 645 nt
Organism: Closterium sp. NIES-65
Lineage: Eukaryota; Viridiplantae; Streptophyta; Zygnematophyceae; Desmidiales; Closteriaceae
Source: the annotation of a GenBank genome assembly
AUGCUGGAUGAGCUGCUACCCAAGCAGCCUACGAGUCCCCAAGUUCAGGAGCACAUGGCGCUAGCAGAGAGGAAGGCAGGCAACACAGGAGCUGCCAGGGCGUGGUACCGCUGUAGCGCCCAAGGCUAUGAGGAGGCUCUGGCGGUGACGGUUGGUACCACAUCCGCAGCAUCCGCCAGGGCGUGGUACCGCCGCAGUGCACAGACCUAUGAGGAGGCGGCUCUGGCGGUAUGGGCCCUCCUCGAAGCAAAGGCUGGCCAGGUGGACCGCAUGCGAGCCCUCUUCCGCUUGACUCUAUCACCCAACCCCAAGUCCAUCCCCACACUGCACGCAUGGGCGUGCCAGGAGGCCCGACUAGCCACAACCGAGAGUAGAGAGACAUCCAGGGGACUGUUUGUGAAGUGCUUGGAGGUGCAGCAUGGGUGUGUGCGGGCGUUGCAGGCGUGGGGUGGGAUGGAGCAUGCAGCAGGAGAUGUUGAGGCGGCAAGGCGGCUAUUUGACCGCUGCCUGGAGGCUGCUCCCCACUCAGUCCCCACUCUUGAGGCAUACGCAUGCUUGGAGCGGCAGCAGGGAAACUUAGCCAAGGCCCAUUCCCUCCUAUCACUAGCCCUCUCAGCCCAGCUGGGCAACGCAGCAUCGCUGUAG